UGACAGUGGAAGGUUUAAUACAGAUUUAGCGAUGUUUGGUGGAUGAAAAAUUAGUAGAAAAGUAUUAAUGUUGUUGAGAUGUUCAAUGUUUCGCUAUAGUUUUGGAUUUAAGUGUAAAUCGCGGUUAAGAUUCUAAAGAAGUCAGUUUGAAGUUAUGUUGGUAGCUAUUAGACGUCAUAGUGACAGGAAGGUGCAAUGGCCGGUGUCUCUGCAGAGACGGGCAGUGUAAGUCAGUGUAAAUAGGUUCGGAAACAUCAACAAUAAAACAAACAAUAGUUAUUUGUCUUUUGAGUGGUUUUUUUUGUUUGACCUGUAAUAUUUAAGCAAAUGUGAUAAGGAUGUCGAACGAGACCGAUGAUUACAACAUCCAACAAGAACUGAGGAACAUAAGGAGCGUGAUCACCUUAACUCGAAAUAAUAUCGAUGCAUUGAACGCGAAAUUCGCGGAUUUCCCGAAUCCUCCGCCGAUGUACGUGAAAGAAUAUGAAGAGCUCACGACGAAGCUGCACGAACUCGAGAGCCAGGAGGAUUUUCUACGUCUGCACGUCAGCAACGGUCGUGAGAGUCCCGAAAGCGAAUCGGAUUUGAGGAACGAAUCUGAUGAAGGUACGAUGAGACAGAAUCCGCAGCAGACACAGAGAUAUAAAUUCAUAAGGGCGCAUCUACCAAAUCAACAGAGGACUAGUGUACAAGUACGUGAAGGUCAAUCCUUGAAGGAGGCUCUGGCAAAAGCAAUGAAACUGCGAAAUCUAUUUUAUAAAACGUGUUGUGCUUACCUGGAAGAUACUGAUGUUCAAAUCAAUUGGGAUAUAGACAUAAGUACCUUGGAAUGUGAUGAGAUCACAGUGAAACUGAUGGAGAAUUUCCCAGUGCCAACAAGCAUUUCCCAUAACUUUGUUCGCAAGACAUUCUUUUCUCUUGUCUUUUGUGAAGUCUGUCAUAAAUUGUUAUUUCAAGGAUUCCUUUGUCGCACCUGUGGCUAUAAAUUCCACCAGCGCUGUGCCAGUAGGAUUCCUUCAUUGUGUCAUCAGGUGCGAGUGGCAGACGCUUAUUACAAGGCUCUGUUGGCUUCUAAUUACGAUAUGCCUCAGAAACAUCCCGGCACACUAGGACAGCACGAUCGGUCGAGUUCGGCACCGAACGUGUGCAUGAACAGCGUUCGUAACGCAAACGAAGAAUGUCCUCAUACGUUAUCCUUGAACACUCCACCGGAAGAUUCGCAGCACAGUAAAAGCACGCAGGCUUCUCCGACUAGUUCGCAGCAGCCACGAAGGCCUAGAGCUAAAUCAGCCGAUGAAAGUAAACCGUUACUAGCGCCUAGAGAAAGUAUAGAAGACUGGGAGAUACCUGCCGACGAGAUCAAGAUAGGAGAGAUGGUGGGCACCGGAAGCUUCGGAACGGUGUACAGAGGCCGCUGGCACGGUUCCGUCGCCGUCAAGACGUUGAAGGUGAAGAUCCCGACCUUGGCUCAACUGGAAGCGUUCAAGAACGAGGUGAUGGUCCUAAGGAAGACGAGACACGUGAACAUCCUGCUGUUCAUGGGAUGCGUGAGCAAACCCAAGUUGGCCAUCGUGACCCAAUGGUGUGACGGGAACAGCCUUUAUAGGCAUCUGCACGUCUUCGAAUCCAAAUUCGAGCUGUUCACUCUGAUCGAGAUCGGACGUCAGAUCGCUCAAGGCAUGGACUAUCUGCACGCAAAAAACAUUAUACACAGGGAUCUCAAAUCCAAUAACAUCUUCUUGCACGAAGAUCUUACCGUUAAAAUUGGUGACUUCGGCCUAGCCACGGCCAAGAAAAGAUACUCCGACGACACCCAGAUGGUGCGUUAUCCAUCCGGGUCGAUCCUGUGGAUGGCCCCAGAAAUCACUCGAAUGAAGGACGAUAAUCCCUAUAGUUUUAAAUCGGACGUUUACGCUUUCGGCAUCGUGAUGUUCGAGAUGCUCACGAUGCAGCUGCCUUACUCUCACAUGAAAGACAAGACUCAGAUUCUGUAUCUGGUGGGCAAAGGGAUUCUGAAGCCUGACCUGACGCGGUUGCGUUCGGACACUCUGAAACCGCUGAAGUUGCUCGUGGAGAAGAGCAUUCAAUUCGACCAGGAGGAACGGCCAGAGUUCUGCAACAUCCAAUCCUCGUUGGAUCUGAUGCUGCGAAGUCUUCCGAAGAUCCAUCGCAGCGCAUCCGAACCUAACAUGAAUCGAACUCAGCUGCAAUCAGACGAGUUUUAUUAUGCGUGCGCCAGCCCAAAAACCCCAGUCAAUUUCGGACCAUCCACAAACUUUCAAUUCUAUUCAUCCGGUACAAAUAUAUAGCAGUUGGAGUAUGUCCAUAUUCCGGACUUUUCUAAAUAGAGACAAGAGCGUCGCCUGAGAUAAUAUUAAUCAACUGACAAGCAUUUCAUAAGAAUUAAUAACCAUAUAUAUAUAUUACAUAUACAUUGUAUAUAUAUAUAUAUGAUAUAUACAUAAAUACAUUCACAUUAAUUGUGCAAGGACAGAAAGGAAAAUGAGAAUUUCCCUCCCUUGCAUCUCCCAUUUCGUAAUUAAUUUCUCCCAGAUCUGCGAAACAACGUCAGAAUUAAAAUUAAAAAAAAAAGUAUAUAUAUAUAUGAAAACCUAAUUUAAAUUUUAUUUAU
Molecule: messenger RNA, 2632 nt
Organism: Nicrophorus vespilloides
Lineage: Eukaryota; Metazoa; Arthropoda; Insecta; Coleoptera; Silphidae
Product: raf homolog serine/threonine-protein kinase phl
Exons: 2
Coding region: 339-2309 (656 amino acids)
Biological process (GO): signal transduction; protein phosphorylation
Molecular function (GO): ATP binding; protein kinase activity
Source: RefSeq, a predicted model, not a curated record